Molecule: messenger RNA, 450 nt
Organism: Vanrija pseudolonga
Lineage: Eukaryota; Fungi; Basidiomycota; Tremellomycetes; Trichosporonales; Trichosporonaceae
Gene: FMC1
Product: ATP synthase assembly factor FMC1, mitochondrial
Exons: 3
Coding region: 25-345 (106 amino acids)
Biological process (GO): mitochondrial proton-transporting ATP synthase complex assembly
Cellular component (GO): mitochondrial matrix
Source: RefSeq, a predicted model, not a curated record
GAGCUCGACAACCGCCCACACACAAUGUCGCAAACAAAGCACAUCUACCGCUCCCUCCUGCGCGAGCUGCGCCUCAGCUCGAACCAGCCCAGGGCGAAGCGGAACCCCACCGUGGCGAUCCAUGUGCGCCAGCUCGUCGACAGCGCGCAGAGCAAGGAGCAGCUCGACCGGACGCUCGUUGAGGCGCGCGACUUUCUGCGCUCGUCGAGGAUAUAUGAUGAACUCGUCAAGCGCUACAACCCCACACAUGGCAUGAGUCAGGACGAGCGCGUGCAUGCCUCUGCUCGGCGGGUGGGACUGGACACUCCGCUCGAGUUCAAGAAGGAGGACGGGGAGAAGGAGUAGACCACAAGGGAGGAAGGGGAAGGAAGAAGAAGCACUGGGCCGCCCGAGUCACCUCGGGCCCCUCACACAUUGCAUGGGCAUGCAUCAUCUUGAUUUAUGUGGAGG